Messenger RNA from Guillardia theta CCMP2712, 699 nucleotides. RefSeq lists its product as hypothetical. The transcript has a single exon. The coding region runs from base 1 to 699 and encodes 232 amino acids. Lineage: Eukaryota; Cryptophyceae; Pyrenomonadales; Geminigeraceae. The record is from RefSeq and is a predicted model, not a curated record.
AUGGCGAUUGGCGAUGUGAUGGAGGGCUUGGACGGGAGUAAGGUUGAGAUGUUCUCGUUUGAGAACCAGACACGGGAGAGAGUGCUUGUCUCGCUGUUCGAGGGAGAGAGCUGCGUCCUCAAGGAGAGUUCCUUCAUCGAGAGCGGAGGGAUGUCGCCCGUGAUGGACAGCAGACCCGGUGAUGAGAUCUACGUGACAGAUCCCACUGGGAAGAUGCUAUUCAUGCAUGAAGGGAAGGCGGCGACGAAGGGGCAGCAAGAGGAGCUGACGAGGACGUGCUGCAGGGUGUUGACCGCUCUGACAGAGGCAGAGACAAUGCUGAGGUUGACUCCGAUCCUUGUUGAGCACGCCAAUCAUUGUCUGGAGGAGUGUGAGGAGAUGGAAGAGCUCUUGGGAGCCAUGUGCAGCAGAACCAGCUCGGGGGGCGAGUGUGGAAAAGUCGACGAGCGCGAGGAGGGUGGGUGUGGAAAAGUCGACGAGCGCGAGGAGGGAGAGGGAGGGGAGGCAUGCUGCAAAGAUACCGAGAGGGCGAUCGAACAGGAGCUUGAGGUGAUUGGAAACGAUCUGGUGGAGGUGGGGAAGAUUUUCUCAAGCAUCGCCUACUUGUACAACGUCAACGGGGAGGAGCAGUUCUCUGUUGAGGACAUCGUGAGGUACACCAGGGGACAUAACAGUGAAUUUCAUUUAUCAACUGAUUAA